Molecule: messenger RNA, 2430 nt
Organism: Pelodiscus sinensis (Chinese soft-shelled turtle)
Lineage: Eukaryota; Metazoa; Chordata; Testudines; Trionychidae
Gene: ENO2
Product: enolase 2
Biological process (GO): glycolytic process
Cellular component (GO): phosphopyruvate hydratase complex
Molecular function (GO): magnesium ion binding; phosphopyruvate hydratase activity
Source: RefSeq, a predicted model, not a curated record
AGCUCCGGGUCACAUGCUGCUGCCUCGGCCCUAUCAGGGGCGUCUCCAUCCUGCUGCUGCUGCCGUUGGCUUAGAGGACACAUCAUCUCCCCUUGAGGUCCUGCAUCCUUCCUCAGCUCCAUCCUCUUCCUCCGUCCAGCAGCACUUUCUCAGUCUGUCGCUCACACCUGCCCUAGGAAGGAAAAACCAGGAUCAGCAUGUCCAUUGAAAAGAUCCGUGCCCGGGAGAUCCUGGAUUCCCGCGGGAAUCCCACCGUAGAGGUGGAUUUGUAUACAGAAAAAGGCAUGUUCCGUGCUGCAGUUCCCAGCGGCGCUUCUACUGGCAUCUAUGAAGCUCUGGAGCUGCGAGAUAAUGACAAGUUCCGAUUCCUUGGGAAAGGGGUCCUGCAGGCCGUGGAUCAUAUCAACAGCACUAUCGCCCCCGCUCUCCUGGGCUCUGGCCUCUCUGUUGUGGAUCAAGAGAAAAUAGACAACCUCAUGCUAGAGAUGGAUGGAACAGAAAACAAAUCUCAAUUUGGAGCCAAUGCCAUCCUGGGAGUCUCUCUGGCUGUGUGCAAGGCAGGUGCUGCAGAGAAAGAUGUGCCCCUGUAUCGACACAUUGCUGACCUGGCUGGAAACACUGACCUCAUACUGCCUGUGCCCGCCUUCAAUGUGAUCAACGGAGGCUCCCAUGCAGGGAACAAGCUGGCCAUGCAGGAGUUUAUGAUCCUUCCUGUGGGGGCUGAGAGCUUCCGGGAUGCCAUGCGCAUUGGGGCCGAGGUCUAUCAUAACCUGAAGAGCGUAAUCAAGGAGAAGUAUGGGAAGGAUGCCACCAAUGUAGGCGAUGAAGGUGGCUUUGCCCCCAACAUCCUGGAGAACAGCGAAGCUCUGGAACUCCUCAAGGAAGCUAUCGACAAAGCUGGCUACACUGAGAAGAUCGUCAUUGGCAUGGACGUGGCAGCAUCUGAGUUCUACCGGGAUGGCAAAUAUGAUUUGGACUUCAAAUCCCCCAAUGACCCCAGCCGCUACAUCUCUGCAGAUGAGCUGGGCGACCUCUACCAAAGCUUUGUUCGUGAUUACCCUGUGGUCUCCAUUGAGGACCCCUUUGAUCAGGAUGACUGGGAAGCCUGGUCCAAGUUCACAGCCAACGUGGGGAUUCAGAUUGUGGGGGAUGACUUGACGGUGACAAACCCCAAGCGCAUUGAGAGAGCGGUUGAAGAAAAAGCCUGCAACUGCCUCUUGCUCAAAGUCAACCAGAUUGGAUCAGUUACUGAAGCCAUCCAAGCCUGUAAGUUGGCCCAGGAGAAUGGCUGGGGAGUGAUGGUGAGCCAUCGAUCUGGGGAGACUGAAGACACCUUCAUUGCUGACCUGGUUGUGGGGCUGUGUACUGGGCAGAUAAAGACAGGAGCUCCCUGCAGGUCUGAGCGACUGGCCAAAUACAACCAGCUUAUGAGGAUUGAGGAAGAGCUUGGGGAUGAAGCUCGCUUCGCUGGGCACAACUUUCGCAAUCCAAGUGUCCUUUGAACACUGCCAUGACACGCGCCGCAGCUCCCCCGCCAAUUCCCAAUGCACAGACUCUGAAGCCACCUUUCCCCCACCAUGCCUCCUGUCCCCGCUCUCCUUUUUUCCACUCCACCUGCUGGUCUUCUCUCUCCUGAGAUCCCUGAGUGCAGGUCUCCCUAGUUGGAAUGACCCAAGAAAAGAUAAGAAUGAGGCUUCCCUCUGCUGUCUGCAGGGAGGUGUUGUGUGUCUGGUUAUGCGCCAUGUGUAUUUUCUGUCAAUGUGUAGGUCUCUGCACAUCACUGUGUUUGGGUAUUAGAUUGCACAAGCAUAUUCGUUGGUGUUUAUAUUUUGUUUUGUGUGUCUGAGUUUGUGUGGUGACAGGUUGUGUGCAAUUCCCUUUGUGCAGUGUGCUGGUUAAGUGCGAGCCUGCUUGUAAUAGUUCUGUUUGAUUCUGGGUGUUGUCAGUGGCUGCUUGCUGUGUGGGUGUGGGUGUCUUUGUGUCAGUGCGCUGUGUGGGUGUCUCUGCUGAUCUCCAAGUGUCCUUUUGCCCCAUGUGUGUCUGUGCUGAAGUGUGGAAUCUGUGUGGUUGACACUGAAUGUUUUGUUGAGCUGUGUUUGUCUGUACUUUAUCGCUGAUUUUCACUGCUAUGUGUCACUUGGUUUGUGUGUGCAUAUUAUGACUCUCUGGGUCAUUUGCUUCAUGAAGUGUUGUGGGUCAGUGCAUUGUGAAAACACACACACACACAUACACAUACACAAACAAACAUAUAUAUACUUGAUUGCAUUCCUUGACCUCUUUCUUGCUGUUUCCUUCUCUGUAGCUCUCUCUCCUUCACUCUCUGUUCCCACGCAUCACAUCUGCUUUGUGCCCUGGACAGUCCACCCUCAACUGAGCAAAAGAGACAAAAUACAAAACCAUAAACUCAAUUAAAACCUAUUUCACACCUGA